Pocillopora meandrina is the source of this 3306-nucleotide messenger RNA. Lineage: Eukaryota; Metazoa; Cnidaria; Anthozoa; Scleractinia; Pocilloporidae. The record is from the annotation of a GenBank genome assembly.
AAACGAAGGAAGCCUCUAUCAAGUUGUUUGCUGUGAAUUUUUGUCUGAAUUUUGACCUUUCUUGCGGCUAGAUGGCUGGAGAUCGAAUACAUCUAAAGCUGGAUAGUACUGCUGCGGCUUCUAUAGAUCAAUACUUGGAAUAUCGAAGGUUUGUCACCUAAAUGCGAUCUAAAAUAGCAAUUUAAAUCGAAGCGAGCUUGGUUAUUGGCUGGCAUGCAGUAGCAGCAUUUUCGUGUGAAAUGAGUCAUUUACAAUGGUUCAGGUCUUCCAAACCUAUAUAAACCUAACAGCUGCGAUUUUGCAUUUCAAUGAAUGCUGCAACAGAAUUGCAGGGUGCGCGCAGUUAGCUGGAGACACACUUGUGCUACAUUUGCAUAAUUUCGAAAAGACUGUUGUUAUUUUUUUUUCUCAGAAUUGUUGGGGAUGACGAUGGAGGAAAACUCUUUACUCCUGAAGAAUAUGAAGAGUACAAGAAAAAAGUUCUGCCACAGAGAAUGAAGAACAGGCUGUAUGUAAGUUGGACAGCACCAAACGGUAUGGAUUGCAAGAUGGUCGGCCCUGAAACAAUGUGUUUCUGCAAUCACAGGUGAGAAACGCAAAAAUGGAAUUACUGACAAUUAUUAGAUGACUUUGAGCAAAGUAUCGUUGAUUGACAGCAACGAGAAAAUCGAUACUAAUGAGUGAUCUGCGAGACGCUAGCAAAUCAGAUAUUUUGGGGUAAGCGAGACGAUUGUCCUAUUAAUCGAUUACUAUUUUUUUUUCAUUAUUUCGUAAACUUCAGCCGCAUUGGUAAACUAGUUUAUACCACAGUUUUCUUUAAUCAAACAACUGUAUGUAUAAUGAAGUAUGGAUGAUAUGGGAAUCUUGGCUUUUAAUUAUUUUUUUUGGGGGGGGGGUAUUUCUUUGGCAGCUUAAAGAAGUGAUCUGACAAUUUGCAUGAAUGAGCAUGGACAUUUCUACUUGUAAGCAGAAUGUUCUUUGAGGAGAUUACAGUAUGACAGUAUUACAUAUGAGCAAACCAUUUCCUGGAGCCAUUUAUCAGCAGUCACAUGUAGGGUCACAUAGAGAAAUAGAAAAAAAGCAAAAUAAAUAAUUUGGUAACAUUUUAUUCCAAAAUACAAGAAAUCAAACUUACAAAGAACUUUUAAUGCUUUUUUUCCAACAUAGGUACAAACAACACAAAACUGAUUAUGAGACACUACCGCAAAUCAGACCGAUCCCAGUCCCUUGCCGUGUUAGUGGCUGUAAAUGUAAGAGUUACCACUAUGUACCAAAGAAUGGCACCCAGCCGAUCAGAUGCCAGUGUAAACACUUUGCUGAUGAUCAUUUUGAGGUGGUACCAUAUAAGUGUUCAAAAGGAUGUGCAUGUAAAAAAUUCAGAAGUUCUUACACUUGUGGCUGUGGAGAACCAACUUAUGCUCACAAGGUUGGUGAAAUGUGCUAUUGUUUUUAACUUAGGGUCCUAGAUGAGUAAGCAAACCUUCUCCCACCCCUCCCUUCCUCCUGCCCCGUUUUCAGAGGUCUUAAGAGAAAAUGAGACAUAAUUAAAAUUUGCUAGAAUUUCUGUAGACAAUUUUGCUUUGGCUCCUGCAAAUUUUUGUUAAUCAAAGAAGGAACAGCUCAUAUUUCAUACUCAUAUAUAAAUGCAGUAAAACUGUCCAAACUUUACCUCACUGUUAGAUUUAGAUUUUAAAAAAUCAGCUCUCACAUACUCUCUCUGGAAGACUGGGAUUCUUAUCCCACAAUCUUACUUUUGGCAUAAAAUUAAUUUUUUUCAUGGGGCUGACACAAUUACUGAAGAAUAAAAUGAAUUUUCAAAAUAAAUUUAAAUGUAUCGGUUAAGAGUCUCAACUUGCAGAAGGUAGACCAGACAGUGGGCUGUUCUUAGAGCACAACCACUGAGUUUGUCUUGAAAAAAAAAACAACAACAACAAAACCAACAAAAAACAAAACAAAAAAACCCUCAUCUAGAGUAUUCCUACUUAACCUUUUACACCUAGCAUCAGUAUAUGUAUUCUUCAUACUGUUCUCUAUACAAUAAUGCACUGACAAGAAGAAUUGAUAUAACAGUCAAGAGCUUCUUUAGUUUGUGAUUAUUUCCUGUGUUCUCAUGACCUUAAUGUGUGAUAUGUGGGGUGAUAUUCUAAGGAGAAAUUAGAUGUCAGUCACUCUAUAGGUUCAGAGGGUUAGAUAGCAGGGAAGAGGACUUGCAUCUGGUUCCACCAGGUUUCAAGUCCAGUACUCACAGUAACCAUUUGACUUUAAUGAACUAUGCAUAGAGCAAGCUGUCUUUGUUUCACUAUUGAAAUUUUUCCCCACAAGACAAUUGUUGAAACAAAAGAAGAACGCAUAUCUCGUGGCCACCCAACAGGCCAUGAUGUGCCUUAUGCUGCCAUGGGUGGAAUCACAGGGUUCAGUUCACUGAUGGAUGGCUACAUGCGCUUGGAUGACAGUGGAAUUGGCCCACCACCCUUGCAUAUGUUGGAGCAGCCAGUAGGUAUGCAAAAAAAAAAAAAAAUUUGCCAGGGUUUGCUGCCUUCCUAGAUUAAGAACAUGUUCACAAAAACCUCAGAAAAAGACAUUAAAUUCAAGCACAAGAGCUCUGCUUUAACUGGUGUUCUUUUUUUUAAAUAUGUAUAACAGGAGUUUUUCCAUACUGCGCAAGAUGUCUACAGUUUUUCAAUUUUGUUGUUUUUCCUAGGACCUAAUGACCACCCUUUCCUCAAAGCACAAGCUGGUCUGGCUGGGCUGUCAUUAGAGGAUGGGAUGGGUGCUGGUGCAGGACAGGUGGCACGUAGAACCACUGAGGAAGAGGACAUGGCCUAUUUUGAGAAGCGAUACCAAGCCAGAGUGAGUGAAAUUUAAUGUAAAUCUCUUUGAGUUUUGUUCACAUUUACGAGUUACAAUAUGUAGCAAGACUUGACAAGUAAACAUUCCUGGUUUUACAGCUGAAGGCAGAAAAGGAACAGUCUAGAGUGCAGCGAUCGCCACAACCUAAGAGGUUGACAGGGCCAGGCACUACACAGCAGAGCACAGGGAGUGCCUCAAGGAAGACUGGCCCUAGUAAGAUGAAAUCAGCAACCAAACCUGUAUCCUCUCGAAGCUCUGUAUCCCAAACUGGAAGGCAGAGCAACAGAUGAUGAAACAUCUUGAGGGGAUUACUGGCAUAGAGAGAAAGUGUGUGUAGUGGUGUGUCUAAGAUGGGGGAGAAGGGUUUUUGUCUCUCACUUGAUGUGUCCCAUGCUCUAAUAACCCCCUGGAAGGAGAGGGCUCAUAGAUUACUUGGGCUUACAAGAGAGAGGGGCU